AUACUGAAAACUGCUAAAUUAUCCGAGUCAAGGUCUAGAAACCUGAUUUUACCUAACUUUGUGUCGUUUGUUGUGGAAAUCGAGUGGAAUAGUAAGAGUGGCAGGUUAACAACUGACGAAAACCCUAAUUCACCGUAUCCUACAUCCGAGCCCACAGCGAAUAACUAUGUAACCGGACAAGCUAAACAAUUUCUGUGCAUCCACGGCGGAACGCACUAUUGGCAUCAGCGCCCACCAUGUUGAUUAUUACGCCUCAAUUAUAAACUUGAUUCAAUCACUCCCUACAAAUUCUGAUAACAGGUUUCAAAUCAGGACCGUUCCUCUCAAAAGAGGUCAUCCAUGA
Messenger RNA from Porites evermanni, 343 nucleotides. The record is from the annotation of a GenBank genome assembly. NCBI's taxonomy places the organism in Eukaryota, Metazoa, Cnidaria, Anthozoa, Scleractinia, Poritidae.